Ahaetulla prasina is the source of this 521-nucleotide messenger RNA. RefSeq names its product cytochrome c oxidase subunit 7A2, mitochondrial-like. NCBI's taxonomy places the organism in Eukaryota, Metazoa, Chordata, Lepidosauria, Squamata, Colubridae. The record is from RefSeq and is a predicted model, not a curated record. Gene Ontology annotation, biological process: regulation of oxidative phosphorylation; mitochondrial respirasome assembly; mitochondrial electron transport, cytochrome c to oxygen. The coding region runs from base 130 to 372 and encodes 80 amino acids. The transcript has 4 exons.
UCUGGUCAAACUACGUCCAGCUGUCUCCACCCCCAUUAGCUGUUUUGGCACUAGCUGUAGUAUCCUUGCAGAGGACGAGGCCCACCCGCGAAAGAGCUGAGCAGAGGAGAGAAGGAGACCCAGGAGAAAAUGAGAUCCUUGCUGGUGACUCGCUUACAGUCCCUUCGAUGCUUCACCACUUCCGGCCGGCAAAUGGAAAACAAAGUCCCUGAAUAUCAGAAGAUCUUCCAGGCAGACAACGAUUUGCCGGUGCACCUGAAAAGGGGGAUGUCCGACAUGGUGAUGUAUCGUGCCACCAUGAUCAUCGGAACCGUGGGCAUUAGCUAUGCGCUCUAUGGCAUAUAUGAGCUUGGAAAAAUCAAGAAGCAUUGAGAAGGAAGCUGGAAAUGCAAGGCUAGACCCUCCUGGGACCCCCACCCACCCACCCCCUGCUCCUGUUUAGAAAAUUCCGGAAGCAGAGAAGGGCAAAACCUAUUUUGGAGCGCUUGCAAGAUCGAACCAGCAAGGAAACGUGUGUGGUU